Molecule: messenger RNA, 2685 nt
Organism: Ostrinia furnacalis (Asian corn borer)
Lineage: Eukaryota; Metazoa; Arthropoda; Insecta; Lepidoptera; Crambidae
Product: 4-coumarate--CoA ligase 1-like
Exons: 8
Coding region: 877-2589 (570 amino acids)
Biological process (GO): long-chain fatty acid metabolic process; fatty-acyl-CoA biosynthetic process
Molecular function (GO): long-chain fatty acid-CoA ligase activity
Source: RefSeq, a predicted model, not a curated record
ACGUCAAAGAUCACUACCAUACCACUAAAAUUCAUUAAAAUUCUUUGAAUUGUUUUUCAACUUGGAUUUCCUGAACUGAAACUGAACGUUUGUUGUAUGUACUUGACAUCUUACAUUGACGUAUAACAUGAAUUAUUUUAAGUUUCAUGUUUUUUUUUAGACUUAAGGCUAAACGCAGACCACUGACUUUUAGUUGGCCGAGAGUUGGGUCGGGCUGUUAAUCAGAAUGGAGAUGUAUGAGAGUGCGCACCAUUACACCGACUUGGUAUCGGCCGAUUCUUCAUACAAAUUAGAAUCGGGCCCAGCUAUUGGCCGAUAAAAAGUCGAUGGUCUGCGCUCAGGCUCAAUGUGGAUCUUUUCAUACAAGGUCUUUUUCAGCAUAUAAAAAGGGUGGAUUAUGUUGUUCUAAUGCGACGACUUUUUGCAUGAGACCAGCAUAGAAAAAUUUAAAAACAUCCACAUACAUUCUAAUUGACCGUGUGAACCUUGGCUCUUAGGGCCUUGGUCACCAUCUCUGAGUAAAAUGUCAACGAAACCAUGACACUGACAAGACUGACGUAACUACUCGGAGAUCGUCAAAGAGGCCCUUAUGUAAUUAAUUAAAUCUCAACAGUCAAUAAUUUUUAUCCUCAUUUUUAAAUAAUGUUCGAGCGUACCUACCUGUACCGAUACGACAAUGCAAAAUUGUCUUGUUUUUACAGUGUCAAAAAAAUCUAUGUUAUGCUGUGGAUACUCUCAACCCCGAACAAUUAUUUUUCAUAGUUUAACAUUGUUUUUAUGACGCAAAGGGUACAAGGCCAAUGCUGUUGUAAAUACCAUGUUUUUUUUAAUUUCGAUUAGUCUGUUGCUGGCUGUUGGUAAAUUCGCGCGGGAAAAAUGACAAGUGUUGCUCGUAAACUUUUUUCUGGACAGAUUAAAAAUGUGAAAUGGUCAAGGAAGUGUUAUUCUAGUGCCAGUGUGAAGAAGAAUGAUUAUAUUCUGAGGUCUGUGUACCCAGAUGUCCCUGUGCCUAACAUUAGAUUGUUGGAUAAACUGUGGGCGGACUCUGCACAUUUUAAAAAUCAUGUUGCAUUGGUCAGCGCAGAAACGAACAAAAGCUACACCUACCUUCAGCUGCAGAAUUAUAUUGGCAACUUUGCGACAUCCCUGCUCAAGAAGUUGGGGCUGAAGACAGGAGAUAUGGUGGCCAUUGCGAUGCCAAACAGUCCCGAAUUCCCCGUGGUGGCGUUUGGGUCGAUCCAAGCUGGGUGUGUCGUGACAACUGUCAACCCUAUUUAUAAGGAGCAUGAACUCGGUCACCAGCUCGCCGUGACUAGACCGAAAGUCAUCAUAACCAUCCCACAAAGUUACGACACAGCUGUAAAAGCGCUACAGCUAUCCCAAUUGGACGCGAAAAUCGUCCUUAUUGACAACCCAGCUGACUCAGUCCCCAGUGGGGUCAUCAGAUAUACUGAACUAGCCGAAUCAGGUGGUGCGGAUUAUUCUUUAUUAGAUAAAAUUGAGGCGAAACAUGAUGAUGUGGCGGUGAUACCGUUUUCAAGCGGUACUACUGGAUUGCCUAAAGGAGUUGAAAUAAGCCAUAAGAAUUUGCUGUCGAGUAUGGACGUUAUGAGUCAUGACAAGAUUGCGUUGGCUGAGUUGACUAGUGCUGAGCACCAAGAUGUGGUUCCUUGUGUGCUACCAUUCUUCCAUAUCUAUGGUAUGGUGAUCACACUCCUCGGGCAUCUGGCUAAAGGCUGCAAGCUCAUCACGAUGUCUUCCUUCCAACCGGGCACGUACUUCGAUAUAUUGGAGAAGGAAAGAGUGAAUUUGCUGUAUGUGGUGCCUCCUUUGGUAAUCUUCCUGAGCAAGAUUCCCCUCGUGACAAAAGAACAUCUGCAGCAUUUAAGAUACAUAUUCACUGGCGCCGCCCCCAUUGCUGCCUCGGAUAUUGAGGCUCUACUUACCAAAACUCAGCCUAACACAGAAUUCGUGCAAGGGUACGGCGCAACGGAAACUUCGGCUAUGGGUUCGACCACAUACAAAGGGAGUUGGAACAGAAACUAUGGGUCUUGCGGGGACCCCAUGGUGAACUAUGAAAUGAAGUUCAUUGAUCCGGCUACGGGGGAUGAUGUAGUCAUCGGUGAGCCAGGCGAAGUCUGCUUCAAAUCGACACUGGUCAUGAACGGCUACUACAAAAACAAGGAAGCCACGGAAAACAGCUUUACGAGUGACGGUUUCUUCAAGACUGGAGACUUGGGCAUCUACAAGCCUGGAAAGGGGUUGUACAUUACUGAUAGGAUAAAGGAACUUAUCAAGGUCAAAGGCAUGCAAGUGGCCCCAGCCGAAUUAGAGGGUAUACUCCGCUCCCAUCCAGCAGUCCAAGACGCGGGCGUAAUCGGUAUACCUCACGAGUUCCACGGUGAAGUGCCCAAAGCCUUCGUAAUUCUUAACGAUGAGGCCGAAGUUACUGCGCAAGAGUUGCAAGCGUUCGUCGCCGAUAAGGUAUCGGAGUAUAAGGAGAUAAAAGAAGUCAUGUUCGUGGACGAAAUACCAAAGAAUGCGGCUGGUAAGAUACUGAGGAGGGAGCUGAAAAGGAUGUAUAUGUAAUCAUUUACUGUAAUCGUUUUUAUUAUAAUUGUUUAUUUAUUUAUAGGUACAAUAACAGAAUUUAAUCUCAAACAUGUUUUUAAAGAAUAACAUUAG